GAGUGGAUUAGAUUGUUAAUGGUUGGGCAAAAUGCAUCCACAAUAAUGAAAUGACUCAUCAAGAAAAUCAAGAAAGAAUGGACACAAAAAUCCAACUGAAAAAAUUCCCAAUUGUCACAGGACAACUUCAAUGGGAUCACCAACUGCCUCAACCCAUUUGUUCUCUUCAAAACCUUCCUCUUUUGUCAUCCCAAAUUCAUUUGGAUCUUUCCUCAAACCCUCAAAACUUCCUCUCACAACCCAUCUCCAUCUUAAGCUCACUGACACAAAUACCAAUCACCUAAGGCUCUCCACAGCAAAGGUCAGAGCUACCCUUGGUGAGACAGACCAAGAAACCAGUAGUCGUCUUCUUGUUCAGGAAGAAGAAGAAGAAGAAGAACAACAACAACAACAGCAACCCAACAAGGAAGUAGAGGAGUGUGUGAAAUUGCUCAAAAAUGCUGCUAAAACAAGACGGGUUGCACCGGAGGAGGUUCUGUCUGCUCUCUCUGUGAUGGAGAAGGCAAAACUCAAUCGCUCGGGGUUUCUUCAGACUCUUGGCGGGUCUAAAUCACCUGGGAGAACCUGGAUGCUUAUUUUCACUGCAGAGAAUAGUUUAAAGAGUGGUAAAUACUUCCCCAUCACAGCUGUUCAGAGGUUUGAUGCUGCUGCAAAGAGGAUUGAGAACGGAGUUUAUGUGGGACCACUUGGACGUUUAACGUUUGAAGGAAGGUUUUCAUGGAAGAAUAGAAUACUUGCUUUCAUAUUUGAGCGCGUCCGUAUAAAAAUCGGACCUUUUAACCCUUUCGAAAUACAGUUUGGAGGAAAAGACGAGAGAGAGCCAAGCACCAAAGAUCCAUUCUUCAUCUGGUUUUACAUUGAUGAGGAAAUAGCUGUUGCUCGAGGCAAAAGUGGAGGGACUGCUUUUUGGUGCCGCUGUCGCCAUAUCGCGAGCUACUGAUUUCUUCCAAGGCUAUAUGUACUUGUAAGUAGAUUCUCUGAGGCAUGUAAAGUAGUUGAUACACUACAACAAGUACAUUGAACUCGAUUCUAAUUGAACGUUGGAUUGAAUUAAAACAUUUUCCCAAGCUAUAGGAAAUGGAAACUUUGAAAUAUCAA
Molecule: messenger RNA, 1098 nt
Organism: Camellia sinensis
Lineage: Eukaryota; Viridiplantae; Streptophyta; Magnoliopsida; Ericales; Theaceae
Product: microbial collagenase
Source: RefSeq, a predicted model, not a curated record